Molecule: messenger RNA, 382 nt
Organism: Callorhinchus milii (elephant shark)
Lineage: Eukaryota; Metazoa; Chordata; Chondrichthyes; Chimaeriformes; Callorhinchidae
Gene: fis1
Product: fission, mitochondrial 1
Biological process (GO): mitochondrial fragmentation involved in apoptotic process; mitochondrial fission; autophagy of mitochondrion
Cellular component (GO): mitochondrial outer membrane; peroxisomal membrane
Molecular function (GO): protein binding
Source: RefSeq, marked provisional
AGACGGGCUGGUUGGCAUGGCUAUCGUGGGCACAGUGGCUGCAGCUGGCAUUGCCGGGGUGGCGGGGCUGAUCGGGUUGGCUAUCAGCCGAGGAAAAUCUUGACCAGAGGGCGUGAAGCAUUCCUGAGCCCUGAACCUGCUCUGCCUUUGACAGUUCUGGCCUAUCCCCCACCGCGCUGAGCGCUGAAGCCAUCAAAUGACGUGCGUCCCCUCCUCCUGACGGUGAUUUUGAUAGUAACUGCGCUGUGCCUCUCCUGGCCCCGUUUUUAUUAACAUUGGUGUGGUGCUCCCAGAACAUACCACCCACCACCUCUCCUCCACUGAACCACGCAGACUAUAUGUGUAGAUUGAGCUUUCUAAUGUCCAAUAAACACACUACAAC